Microdochium trichocladiopsis is the source of this 2001-nucleotide messenger RNA. Its product is annotated as ubiquitin-conjugating enzyme/RWD-like protein. Gene Ontology annotation, molecular function: cysteine-type endopeptidase inhibitor activity; ubiquitin conjugating enzyme activity. Gene Ontology annotation, cellular component: nucleus. The record is from RefSeq and is a predicted model, not a curated record. The coding region runs from base 421 to 1770 and encodes 449 amino acids. Gene Ontology annotation, biological process: negative regulation of apoptotic process. The transcript has 8 exons. NCBI's taxonomy places the organism in Eukaryota, Fungi, Ascomycota, Sordariomycetes, Xylariales, Microdochiaceae.
CCCGUGAUCACCACCAUCACCACCACCACCCUCGUCCUCCACCACAACCACCACAGCCAUUCUCUUCCGCUUAUCAGCGCGCCUGCCUGUCCCAGCUGCCCAUUUCCGCGUGUCUUCUGGUGCGGUGCAAAGGCUCGAGAUUGCACACCGGCACCUUGCAGCAGGCCUCGUUGUUCCAGCAUCUCGUGGUACGGGUGUCUGCACCACCCACAGCCUGCAGCCUCCCCACACGUCAAAGUGCCUCGCCAGCCGGCUUGCUUUUUCAGGCAAACUUCACCGCUACGUAUCAAGAGACAAAAUAGGCUGCAGAUAAAGACCGGCAAAACAGAAAGCUCCGUCUUGAACUAGAUCCGCCAUCGACACACAAACGCAUCUUUCUCUCCUCUCCCUCCGCCGUGGCUGCCCAUCCGAGUCACGGCCAUGGCAGACCACUCUAUCUUCCGCAUCACAAAGGAAAUCAGUGACCUCCAAAAGAGCUCGGAUUUGUCACUGGCUGUGGCUUUCCGUGACUCGGAUGUCCGCAAUGUCAGAGCCAUCAUCAUUGGGCCUCAUGAUAGCCCUUAUGAGUUCGGAUUCUUCGAGUUUGCUAUCAGAUUCCCAAAAGACUACCCAAGAAAAUUUCCUGCAGUGACAUCCAUGACGACGAAUAGAGGCCAGUGUCGCUUCAAUCCAAACAUAUACGCCUGUGGCAAGGUUUGUCUGUCCAUUCUUGGUACCUGGAGGGGUGAGCCAGGCGAAGAGUGGUCGGCUGCGCAAGGCCUGGAAUCGAUUCUGCUGUCUAUCCAAAGUCUCAUGUCCUCAAAUCCAUACGAAAACGAGCCUGGAUUUGAGAACAAACAUGGAGAAACAGACAAGAAGGAUCAGCUCGACUACGUCAGGAAGAUUCGACACGAGACUCUGAGGGUCACCGUCAUUAGACGACUAGAACAGCUUCUGGACAUUCCGGAACCAGGUGGGAAUCAACCUCCAGUGUUUGAACGUCAUGCCUAUGCCAUUGACGCUACAUACCAACAUCCGGACGACGUCGAGACCGCGUGGGAGCCUUUCAAGGAUCUCAUCAAACACAGAUUCUUAUGGCACUACGAGUCCUAUCUGGACGCCGUCAAUAAGGCACGAUUAGAAUCUCCUGAUGGCACUUCGUUUGCGCGAAUGCCCUUUGAGGGAGCCGGCAACUCCAUGGACGGGAAGUUCAACUACACGGCACUAGAGACGCGACUGCGUGCCAUCAAAGCAGCCCUUGAUCAGGAGGUAGUGCAGUGGACAGAGGAAGGCAAGGAGACCAAGAAUCUCGAAAGCACUGUGGGCAUCAACCUGGCUCGCCAGUACGAGCAAAUCCGUGAUGCGUUUAAGCAGAGCGGAGCUCCACGCAACGUGGAAAUUCUCGAUGGCAACCCAUUUGUGUGGAUCUUGACGUUCUUCGGGCGUCCCAUGACAAAUCUCGACGGCGGGAUGUUCCGCGUCCGACUGACGUUCAGCCCACGGUUUCCCGAGGAACAACCAAGAGUGCGCUAUGAGACCAAGGUCUUUCACCACCGAGUAAGCAAGGACGGCACACCAUGCUAUUUUCCUGGCAGCAGCCGCCGCGACGAUGUUAGACAGCACAUAGACGCCAUAAUCGAAGCGCUCGAGGAGGAAUCACCCCCUUACGACCCGCGGACUCUGGUUCACUUGGAAGCACACAAGCUCUUUUGGGGCGAUGCAGCCGAGAAGAAGCUCUACAACCGCAGGCUGCGCCGCUCAGUCCAGGACAGCAUGGAUGAAGCUUUCUGAGCUCUCGGACGUUGUGCGGUAGAUGUUGGCCAAUCAUGAUCUUUGACGGCGGGGCAUCCGUCAACAGGCUAUUAUUGAUCCUGCAUAGAGUCAUACUCCGCGGAACAUGUGGUCUCUAUGCUUAGCAUUCGUCCGUGACAAGGUUCAACCAUUCUACUGCCGUGCAAGCGCCACACGUCACUAGUAUUCCGCUUUGGCUUACGCGCGUUAGAAAGAAAUUGAGGACAUCGC